AUGCGGACGGCAUCCAUCGCAGCCGCCAUCUCGCUCGUCUCGUGGGCGCUCUGCUCCGAGCAGCGGCUGCUGUCCGAUGCCCGCUCCGAUUCCAGCGUCCGUUUCGGUGCCAGCAUUGGCAGCUCCAAGGGCAACCCGCCCGCGUAUCGGGAUGCCCUGCUCGAGCUGCACAAGGCACUUAUCGACAUCGAGUCAAUCUCGGGCAACGAGAAUGCAGUGGGGGACUUCCUCGCAGGCUACCUGUCCGACCGCGGAUACACGGUCGACCUGCAGGCCGUCGCAUCCUCCAAAGGCAGACCGGACAGGCCCGAGCGCUUCAACAUUCUUGCCUGGCAUGGCCGCGGUCGGCACAGCCCUCGGGUCGUCGUCUCGAGCCACAUAGACGUCGUCCCCCCCCACAUCCCUUACGGCAUCGAGGACGGCCCCGUCGACGAGAGCACGAUGAUCCGAGGCCGCGGCAGCGUCGACGCCAAAGGCUCCGUCGCCGCCAUGGUCCUGGCGCUCGACGAGCUCCUGCACAGGGACAAGGCGAUCCGCGACGAGGACGUCAUGCUCCUCUUCGUUGUCGGCGAGGAGGUGGGCGGCGAGGGCAUGAGGACCUUUUCCGAUUCCCUCGCUCGCAUGGACCAGCCGCCGAGCUUCGGCGCCGUCAUCUUCGGCGAGCCGACGGAGAACAAGCUCGCGUGCGGCCACAAGGGCGGCCUGUUCUGCGAGAUGACGGCCAAGGGCGUCCCGGGCCACAGCGGAUACCCUUGGCUGGGCAAGUCGGCCAACGAGCUCAUGGUGCGCGCCCUGGCCAAGAUCCUCGACGCCGACCUCGGCAGCUCCGAGCUCUUCGGCAACACCACCUUCAACAUCGGUCGCUUCGACGGCGGCGUGGCCGGCAACGUCAUUCCCGAGCACGCCCUCGUCAAGAUGGCGGCGCGCGUCGCCGUCGGACCCGAGAAGACGGGGUCGAAUCUCGUGCGGAGCAAGAUCGAGGCCAUCCUGAACGACGUCGACCCCGACGCCUUUCACCUCGACUGCACGCACGGCUACGGUUCCGUCGAGUGCAGCUGCGACGUUGCCGGUAUUCCGACCCCCCCUUGCCCGCGUGGUGGAGGGGAAAAUGUGCUGACUGUGCUCUCAGGAUUCGACACCAUCGUCGUCAAUUACGGCACGGACAUCCCCAACCUCGCCGGAGACCACAGGCGAUACCUGUACGGUCCGGGAAACAUCCUCGUCGCCCACGGCGCGCGGGAGAACCUGACGGUGGGCGAUCUCGAGACGGCCGUCGAGGGCUACAAGAAGCUCAUCCUGCAUGCCCUGAAGGAAUAG
Messenger RNA from Drechmeria coniospora, 1317 nucleotides. Its product is annotated as acetylornithine deacetylase. The record is from RefSeq and is a predicted model, not a curated record. Bases 1 to 1317 code for a protein of 438 amino acids. Gene Ontology annotation, molecular function: hydrolase activity. The transcript has a single exon. NCBI's taxonomy places the organism in Eukaryota, Fungi, Ascomycota, Sordariomycetes, Hypocreales, Ophiocordycipitaceae.